UGCUGGGCAGCUCCGUCCGUUGCAGCCGUGGUUCCUGGGCCGUGCGCUCUCUGGACAGUGAGUGAUGCACGGGCAUCAGAGGCCCAGGAGUCCACCAAGUCCACUGUAGCCCCGGCCCACUCCUAGUCCACUACUGCCAGCGGCGGGGCACGGUGCUCUAUGGACCACAGCACGCCGGAUCUUCUUGUCUUGCCAGGUUGGUCGGGCAUCCCAGGUAACUUGCAAGUCUACAGACAAGAGAAGAAGAUGAAGGAAGAUUUUCCACCCAAUUUCCAUGUGCCUAUCAGCAACAGCAAGUCUAUUCUCAAGUCAGAGCUGUUAAACUUGCUAAAAACCUACAACUGCUACCAUGAGGGGGGAAGCUUCCAACUGAGACAUAGAGAGGAAGAAGGGACUCUGAUCCUCGAGGGGCUCCUCAACAUCUCUUGGGGGCUGAAGCGGCCCAUCCGGCUCCAGAUUCAGGAUGACAGGGACCGACUGCAUUCGUCCCCCACUGUAUGGAUGGCUGGGCAGCCCAGUUGUGACCAAAAGGAGCCCUCUUCUCAGGACAAUAACAGGGGCCCUGCCAAAGAUCCAGGAAGUGAGCCUUUCCAGAGAGCAGAGGACUCUAGGCAUAGCUCAGCGCCCCUAAAAGAGGAUGCAGAUGUCCCACAGCGACUUCGGACCAGGAGUGAUGCCAGUUGUAUGAUUCAGAGGAGACCUAAGCGCCACACACCCAGUGAGGCCCAGAGGGUCCGGCAACACCGCUUCUCCAUCAAUGGACAUUUUUACAACCACAAGACUUCCGUGUUUACCCCUGCCUUCGGCUCCAUGACCAACGUGAGGGUCAACAGCACCAUGACAACCUUGCAAGUGCUCACCCUGUUGCUCAACAAGUUCAGAGUGGAAAAUGGCCCUGGGGAAUUUGCGCUCUACAUCGUUCAUGAGUCUGGGGAGCGGACAAAACUAAAAGACUGUGAGUACCCUCUCAUUUCCAGAAUUCUGCACGGGCCAUGUGAGAAGAUCGCCAAGCUCUUCCUCAUGGAGACAGACUUGGGAGAGGAAGUUCCCCAUGAUGUUGCUCAGUACAUUAAAUUUGAAAUGCCGGUGCUGGACAGUUUUGUUGAGAAAUUAAAAGAAGAGGAGGAAAGAGAAAUAAUCAAACUAACCAUGAAGUUUCAAGCCUUGCGUAUGACAAUACUACAGCGUCUGGAGCAACUGGUGGAGGCCAAGUAGAUGACCAGCUUCUGCCUGUCCCACAGUCCCCAAACAACUGCUACAAUGUGUCCCUGUGUUGGGCCCUGUGUUGGGUACCGACAAGGGUCACUGAUUGACAGCCCUGCCUGAGGAACUCAGUGCCUAUUCCUCCCCAUCGGCAUAAAACUGAUGUCCUGAAUCCUUCACCUCUGACUCUCAGCUCCCACAUGAAUAUGCACAGGACCAGGCCAGUCCUGAGGAGGCAGGAACUGGUCAGGUGAUAGCUGUGUACAACACUGGCCAGACAGAGUAGACCCCUAAAGCUGUGACUUUAGAUGGCCAUUGCCAGUCCUGUUUACCCCAUAGCUCUCAUUAGGAGAGCAGUAUCUGGCUGAGUCUUUGGGAUGUGCUUCCUCCUCUCUAGUGUCUGGCCCAGAGCCUGUGAAGGGUCACCGCUUCUGACCCCAUCACUUAUCCUAUCAACCAUGGACUCCCUGCUUGCAUCAUCAGGUCAAACUUCUACUCAGGAAUUCUGUAUAGAAAGGCAGAAGGAACCCAGGCAAGGACAUGGCCCUGCUUCCAGCCAACACUUACCCAUAACAUCUCUGGCCUCCUAGUCUCAGAUGUUAGGAACCCCACCCAACUCAGCACCCCAGACAGAGUCCAGACAAGGUAGACCACAGAGAUUCAGCUUAUCUAUAGAUAGCACAGCACUGGAUUUGGUUUUCCCAGUUAGACCUGGGGAAAUUUUUAUAGGGAACAAGAUGCCUGUCUGUUUGAUCCUGUUGAGUAGGUGGUCAACAUGGCAUUGAGAAGAAGCUAACUUCAUGUGAACAAGCACCAUCUGGAUUGUGCCAACAGAAGCCCUGCAUGGGUUGUGGCCCUUACCUUCCACAGGUUUGCUUUUCCUGUACUGGGAUGCACAUCAGGAAAUUCUUGCUGUUUUCCCUCAAAGGGACAUGGUCUGUUUGGGGAGAAAGGACUUUGGAUUCAUUCCCUGGGGCCAGAUAAUGAACAGUUUAUGUUUGUUUGCUGAUGAAGAAUUUCUGGAAUGAGAUGACUUUGCAUAACUAUGAAACAGUUUACAUGACUCAACUGAAGUAAUUCUCCAAAAUAAGGGAAAACUGAAGACUCAAAUGUGUGCCUUGGUGGUAUCUGUGGGUGGUGGGUGCAGAGGGAAAGACCAUGCAGAGCUCCUAAGAUAGGAGUGCUUCUGUGUCUACUGUGCAUAAAAAAGCACGGUCUUGAGACAGCUGUGUAGUGAGGAUCCCAAGAUGACCUUCACACCAGGGCCACCCUGCCCUUCUCCCAUCCCUAUCUCUGUCUAGCUCUUUUAAAGCAGCUACAUCAUCAGAGAGACACACAGCAUGACAACAUGGGAAGCUGUGGUAAGGCGUCUGUUGUCUGUGCACUCCCUACUUGAGCAAGAUUUCCUCGGUGCUCAGUAAAAUCAGACUGUUAAUUGCUGUGGAUCACAAUGUUCGUUUCUUGUUCAUAGGACUGUGGGAAACAGUGAUUUCUCCCAAGUCAUAUCCCCCAAAUAUGUUAGACUUAGGACAUUGCUUGCAG
Molecule: messenger RNA, 2745 nt
Organism: Echinops telfairi (small Madagascar hedgehog)
Lineage: Eukaryota; Metazoa; Chordata; Mammalia; Afrosoricida; Tenrecidae
Gene: RASSF4
Product: Ras association domain family member 4
Exons: 11
Coding region: 160-1215 (351 amino acids)
Biological process (GO): signal transduction
Source: RefSeq, a predicted model, not a curated record